AUGUGGAGCGGGAAGAAGGAGGAUGAGCCGGAGAAGGCCGACCAGGCCCCAGCCCAGGAGGAGGUCCAGGAGAAGCCGACCCCAGAAUCAGCCGUGACUGGGGUCGAGCAGAAGUCGACCCCCACCCCAGCCCGGCACGGGAUCCCGCAGAGGACCGGAUCGUACCAAAACCCAAUCCGACCCGGACUCCUGGGAAAGCUGGGCUCGGCCUCCGCCCCAGCCAGAGAGGUGAUGCGGCAGAAAGCAACCCCGGGCCCCGCCCCAACCCAGGAGGGGGACCCGGAGAAAGAAACCUCGGGCCCUGCCUCGGCCCCGGCCCCAGCCCCGGCCCCAGCCCCAGCCCCGGCCCCAGCCCCAGCUCCGAUCCCGGCUCCGGCCCCGGCCGCAGCCCCAGCCCAGGGGGGGGUCCGGCAGAAAGCAACCCCGGGCCCCGCCCCAGCCCCUGAGGUGAUGCGGCAGAAGGCAACCGCGGGCCCCGCCCCAACCCAGGAGGGGGCCCGGCAGAAAGCAACACCGAGUCGGGCCCCCGCCCCAGCACCGGCCCCGGCCCCGGCCCCCGCCCCGGCCCCGGCCCCCGCCCCGGCCCCGCCCCCCGGCCCGGCCCUGGCUCCGGCUUCGGCCCCGGUCACGGCCCCCGCCCCGGCCCCGGCCCCGGCCCAGGUCCCGGCCCAGGUCCCGGUCCAGGACCCGGUCCCGGCUCCGGCCCCGCCCCCCGCUCCAGCCCCGGCCCCGGCCCCGGUCCGGGCCCCGGCCCCGCCCCCAGCUCCGGCCCCGGCUCCGGUCCGGGCCCCGCCCCCGGCUUCGGCCCGGGCCCCGGCCCCGCCCCCGGCCCCGGCCCCGACCCGGGCCCCGGCCCCGGCUCCGGCUCUAGCCCCUGCUCCGGCCCCUGCUCCGGCCUCGGCUCCGGCCCCGGCCCGGGCUCCGGCCCCUGCUCCGGCCUCGGCUCCGGCCCCGGCCCCUGCUCCGGCCCCGGCCCCGGCCCCGGCCCCUGUCCGGGCCCCGGCCCCUGCUCCGGCUCCGGGUCCGGCUCCGGCCCCCGCUCCGGCUCCGGGUCCGGCUCCGGCUCCUGUCCGGGCCCCGGUCCCGGCCCCAGCUCCGGCUCCGGCUCCUGCUCCGGCUCCUGUCCGGGCCCCGGUCCAGGCCCCAGCUCCAGCUCCGGCUCCGGCUCCGGCUCCGGCUCCAGUUCCGGCUCAGGUCCCCGCUCCGGCCGCCGCUCCGGCCCCGCCUCUGAUCCCAGCUCCGGCCCGGGCCCCGGCCCCUGCUCCGGCUGCCGCUUCGGCCCCGGUUCCGGCUCCGGCCCGGGCUCCGGCCCCCGCUCCAGUUGCCGCUCCGGCCCCGGCUCCGGAUCGGGCUCCGGCCCCCCCUCUAGCCGCAGCUCCGGUCCCGGCUCCGGCUCGGGCCCCGGCCCCCGCUCCGGUUCCCGUUUCAGGUCCGGCUCGGGCCCCGGCUCCGGCCUCCGCUACCGCCCCUGCUCCGGUCCCAGCCCGGGUCCCUGGUCCGGCCCCAACUCCGGUCCGGCCCAGAGGCCCUGUCAUCGCUCCGGGCGUGUUCCGGGCCCCGACCUCGGCUCCGUCCCUAUUCCGAGUUCCGGCUCCGGCUCCGGCCCGAGCUCCAGCUCCGUCCCUGUUCCGAGCUCCGGCCCCGGCUCCGUCCCUGUUCCGAGCCCCGACCUCGGGUCCGUCCUUGUUCAGGGUCCCGGCUCCGGGCCGGGCUCCUGCCUCUGCUUCGGGCCGUACCUCGGCCUCGUCUUCAGGCCGGAGCCGGACCGCUCCCGGCCUGUUCCGAGCCCCGGCCCCCGCUCCGGCCCUGUUCCGAGUCCCGGCUCCGGCUCCUGCCCGGACCUCGGGUCAUGCCCGAGCCACAGCUGUCCCGGGCUCCGCCCACGUCUCGGGCCGAGAGGUGAUCCCUCAAAGACCCAUUCCAGUCAGGGUGAAGACCGAACCUCUCUCGCCUCCUCCUCGGGAGGUGGCCCAGAACAAGGCCGCCCCGGGCCCAGCCCCGGGCCCAGCCCCGGCCCCGAUUCCUGCCCCGGGCCCAGCCCCAGCCCCAGGCCCGGCCCCGGCCCCGGCCCCAGGCCCGGCCCCGGCCCCGGGCCCGGCCCCGGGCCCGGCCCGAGAGUCGGUUCGGCACAGGCACCGGUACCGGUCCUCUGGGUCGGAGUCGAUCUCGGGCCCGAACCCAGUCCGAGUGGUGCUUCGGCGGAAGCCAGGCUCGUCCCCAAGCCAUGGGGUGAUCUGCUGGCAGAGGAGCGGCCCAUCCUGGGUCCUGGAGGUGGUCAGAGAAAGAUCCUCUGGGCCUGCCCCCUAUCAGACCCAGGAUGUGGGGGUCCGGAGGAGGGCCUCCGGAAAGGCAACGGCGAAAACAGCCGCCCGAGUCCCGGAGGUGGUGGUGAAGAGAGAAAGGGACGAGGACUCAGAGCCUGGGGAGCCCAGGGAACCCAGGGAACCAAGGGAGCCCAGGGAACCCGCGCCCCCGGGGGAGCCCGCGCCCCCAGGGGAGCCCGCGCAGCCUGGGGAGAGGUCCGAGACGGGGCAGACGGGAGACUCGGGGGAGAGAGGAGAGGUGCCCGGCGCCGCGGCCGCGGCGGCCGCGGGGGCAGCAGCACCAGGGGCCGCAGGGGCGGCAGCAGCGGCUGCAGGGGCGGCCCCGGAGGCAGCAGGGGCUGCCCCCGCGGUGGCGGCGGCGGCAGCAGCGGCAGCCCCUGCGGCGGAGGUGGCAGGGCCAUCGACAGCCCCUGCGGGGGCGGCAGCGGCGGCGGGGCAGGCCAAGACAGGCAAUGUAGUAGAAGUGGUGGACGAAGAUGAUGAUGUACAGGUGGUGGAGACUAGGGAUGAUGAAGUGCAGGUAGUGGAGGUGGUGGAGGUGAAGGAUGAUGAUGAUGAUGUGCAGAUAGUGGAGGUGGUGAACGAGAGCAAGGUGGAGAUAGUGGAUUUGCUGGAUGAUGAGGAUGAGGAUGAUGAUGACUCUGAGGCAGCUGGGCCUUCGUCCAGAGACGAUGAUGAAGAGGAGAUGUGGUUUCAGCUCAUUCGGAUUGAGGAGUUCGAUGGGCCCUCGAGGCCCUCCACCCCCCUGCAGCCUUCCUAUGAGGACUUGGAGGACUGGACCCACACUCGGGUCAGGUCUGUAGUGGCCGGCUGGGUGAUGGAUUAUUUGUGCAUGAACGUGUGCCAUGCCUUCUGUCAUGACAUGGCUGAGGAGUUCAGCCAGGGCAUCGUUGCUAUGGAGGCUGCAGUCUGUGGGGUCCACAACCGACCCCUCCUGCAGCUCAAAACUGUGCACAUCUGUCAGUUUUUAAAGAGAAUCACUAGGGCAAGAUGCCUGGAUGUUCGAUUUGAUGGGAAUACUGUCAAUACCCCUCUGGAAUCAGCCAUGGUUAUGUGGAACCGGAUGGGCUACUGUAAAGAUCCCCGGUUUGACGACAUCCAUGAUUUGCUGAGAAUUCAGGCUGUGGCUAUCUGCCUGGAGAAAAGAGGCUUUCGGGAGGCUGAGGUGAUCUUCCGUAGGGUAUUUGGCGCCAAUGACACCAACAGGCCUCUCAAAAAGAUCCUGUUUCGGGUGGUCAGCAAGAAAGAUCCAAACCAUACCUUUUUCCACUACUUCAGCUUUGACAGCCUGAUCAAGAAAGUGAAGGCUUUCGUGCGUCAUGUGAUCAGUGAGAAAGCAACCAGCUUUCUGAUCAGGAAGGCCAUGAAGAUCGUGAAGCAUAACCCUGAGGAAAGUCCAUCCAGGAAGAGAGAAAGAGAAGUCCGAAGCCACAUCAUCAUCCAAGAGUUCGGAGGGUACCCUAAGUUCAUAGUCAGGUCUGACACCAACGUCUUCUGCUUCUCCCAAAUGAAACGCCGGAAGUCCAAGCAGAAAGUUUUGGAUGACUCCGGAAGAGAAAUGGGCCCCGAGAGAAAAAAGGCCAAACAGAAGUGCAAAAACAUUGUCAUCGACACCCAAACCAAUGAUGUGGAGAUCAUCGAGGACACCUACGAGGAUGACAAUGAAGCGAGCACCUCGGAGAGACCUCCUGGCAAGAAGAGGAGAACAUGGACCUGGGAAGAAGACAUGAAGCUGAGGUCUGGGGUGAGGAAAUAUGGAGAGGGCCAAUGGAAGAAAAUCCUCGCUCGUUAUGGAUUCCACGACCGAACAAACGUGAUGCUGAAGGACAGAUGGAGAACCAUAAAGAAAGCAGAAGUCCUUUCUUCAGACAGUGAAGACUGAGCGUGUCUGGAGGAAAGGUUCACAAAAGAUGACUAAAAAGAGAAAAAGCAUCUCGAUCAAUGGGUUUGUUAAAAACUUAACCAGUUGGUGUUGUAUUUUGAAGUUUUAAAAAUGUUUUGGUGUGAUAGUAUAUUUUCUCUGGAACAAAGUCAUUUGACAGGCUUCUUAUUACUAUUUUCUUAAGCCUUAUACUAGUGGGAAAAGUCAGGUUUUUGAACCAUGCCACAUACUUUCUUACACACACACACACACACACACACACACACACACACACACACACACACACACACACAUGAAGCCUCAGAGAAGAAAAGAAAAACAUUGUUCUACUGAGUUUAGGUGAAAUGGCCUGAAAAAACAAGUCUUUUAAGCAAACCAAAUUUGGAUGUUCUGAGUCACUGCAGAAUAACAUCCCCUGAAACUAGCAGAUAAUGGCUUGGUUUUAUGCCUUUAGGAUGUCACUUCAUUUUUUAAAAAGGCCUUCUGAUAAAAUCCCAAGUGGACAGUGUUGCUUCAGUAUUAUAUGUUUUCCAAUGAGGAAGGAUGAGUAAAGGAUACAUCUUAGACAAAAACAAGAUUAUUAGCUAGUGUGUGAUACAGUCAUGUUUGGCUUUUUUUGGUUUUCUGUUUUGUAACAUUCCCCCCUUCCUAAUGAAGAUCCACCACCUUCUCUCUCUCUCCUCCCUCCCCCCAACUGAGAAAGCAAGAAAAACAAAAUCUUUAUCACCCGAUGUGGUCAUUCCAAAGACUGGCUGCAUUUGGCUGUGUCUGAAAAGAUGGAGGUCUCAAUCUGCCCUCUGAGUAUGUCACCUUUUUCUCCUGAGAGAGAGCUGGGUAGCCCGUUUCAUCAUGAAUCCUCUUAAAUCGUGAUUGGUUAUUGUGAUCAGAGUUCCUAAGUCUUUCAAAGUUCAUUGUCUUACAAUAUUGUUGUUCUUGUAUAAAUUGUUCUCCAGCUUUGUUCCGAUAGACAUUUAACUUAAAUGUUAGCUAGACCUGUAGUACAUGAAAGUGUACGCUGAAUUCUAUGAUUUUGAUGUUAUUUAACAUAAUGCCAGCAAAGUGGUUGAAUUGUACUGUGAACGCUUGAGACUUGAUACCUCAAUUAGCAACUUUACUAUCACUCUGAUUAUUACUGCUUACUUAGCAUAAGUCUUGGAACCAUCAGUGUGCUUGUGUUGUUCACUUCUCCACGAUUUUGUUCCUCACAUGUCUUGGUCAAGGAAUAUAUAGAAUGACUUAUUAGUAGCUAUGAAUGUACCAAAUUAGCUAGAAUGUGUUUCUUCCUUAAAUUAGCUAACUAGGAACAAAUAACAUCUACCAGUUUCAUUUAUGAUAAUUCUAGAGUUGCUUGGCCUCUGUUAUAUGUUGGAGUUUGUAUAUAGAAUUGAAGAAGUGUGUCUGUGUCCUUUCCAUAGCCUAUUAAAAAUUCAGUCGUUCAAAAAUAAAAUGUUUCUGUCUCGAUAUUCCAAA
Monodelphis domestica (gray short-tailed opossum) is the source of this 5676-nucleotide messenger RNA. RefSeq lists its product as uncharacterized. NCBI's taxonomy places the organism in Eukaryota, Metazoa, Chordata, Mammalia, Didelphimorphia, Didelphidae. Gene Ontology annotation, molecular function: DNA binding, bending; protein homodimerization activity; microtubule binding. Gene Ontology annotation, biological process: negative regulation of telomeric D-loop disassembly; telomere maintenance via telomerase; negative regulation of DNA replication. Gene Ontology annotation, cellular component: nuclear telomere cap complex. The record is from RefSeq and is a predicted model, not a curated record.